AUGGACAUGAGCGUCAGCAGUUGCGUUUCAAACCCAGUGGAAGAGUCUCAACGCCCCAUAUUGCAUAUUGAGGCUCGAGUGAAAUGUGCUAGUGAUGGCAUGAUCGUUCGCACUGAUCUGGUUAGGGAUGAGGUUACAGAAUGGCUUCACAAUAAUUUCAUCGUGAUGUCUGUUGAUCAAUUUAUCAAUUCUUUCGGAGGUCUAAGCGAACCACAUGCUCAAGCCCUGGAGUUUAUACUCGUAACCGAAUGUAGCGGCGGCAAUCUGGAGUCCGGUGCAUAUCGACUUCAGGAUGUCCAAUUGGACGUUCAAGUGUACCAACUGCGUACAAAAUCGGAGCGACAAAGCUUGCAGAAGACCAGUGCACUUGAGGAUUCAGCAGAAGCCGGGGGUGGAGUCGCUACGGCAAGAGUACUGGCCUUACCGAGCAUAGAUCUGGAGGGAUUAUGGGAGACGUUGGAUUACGAUCAACCAAUUCAGUCGACGCUUCUUUCGGCUAUAAGUAGAAUGGUCUCGUUUUCUACUCGUAAACUCGAUAAGUGGACUAUCAAUUGGAACAAGUUGAUACUCAUAUGGGGGCCACCAGGAACUGGGAAGACAAGCCUUUGUCGCGGUCUUGCCCAGAAGCUUGCAAUACGCCUGGGAAAGGAUUAUCCCCAGAGCAAGCUAUUUGAGAUCAACGCAUACUCUUUAGGAAGCAAAUAUUUCGGCGAGAGUAGCAAACUUGUGAAUGGAAUGUUUGAGAACAUUGAGACAUUUCUCCAGGAGGAAGAAGAUACAUUCGUUUUCGAUGCGGUACUCACAGGGCUGGAUAAGCUGAAAGAACAUUCGAAUGUUAUCGUCGUCUGCACCAGCAAUUUGAUUACGGCGCUGGACCAAGCUUUCCUCGAUCGAGUUGAUAUCAAACAAUACAUACCGCAACUAUCUAGCAGACCUAUAUAUAAUAUCUACAAGGACUGCCUAGAGGAGUUGAGCCAGAGUGGACUCAUUGAGGGUGUUUCAUUCGACGUGGUCCAAGUUACUCCGGACGAUCCCCAGACGGCUUUGCAGUAUGUGGAGCAGGCUGCGGAACACCUCACCCUCCCGACUUUUGACGAAGUGCUGCUGCACUAUAGAUCGUUCCCCGAUGCUAUACCCACGCUACUUGCUAAUGCUGUCUUUGAAAGUGAGGGGCUUAGCGGUCGCACGGUUCGAAGACUACCCGCUCUAUCGUUGAUUCUUUAUAGUAACGGUACCCGAUGCGAUAUUCGGACAGCGAUUGAGGCGCUGCGUAUGGGAAUAGCGUCGGAAUGGCAGGCUAAGACGGAGGCGACGAUGACUAUGGCGGAAGAGCAGCUCUCGGGAACAACACAAGCCAAUGGCCAAUGAGAGCGAUGGGAUUGAUGGGGGAGUGUGUGUGCUGGGGUCAGCGCGGAGGAACGGAACGGGGGUGUGAGGAGCUGGGAGGCUAAUGACGAAGCGAUGGAAUUGUUUGAUAUGCGUAUGUAAUUGAAGCUCGGAAUGCAUCCUCGUAGAACUUCUCCCAU
Molecule: messenger RNA, 1526 nt
Organism: Aspergillus costaricaensis CBS 115574
Lineage: Eukaryota; Fungi; Ascomycota; Eurotiomycetes; Eurotiales; Aspergillaceae
Product: putative pachytene checkpoint component Pch2
Exons: 9
Coding region: 1-1368 (455 amino acids)
Biological process (GO): meiotic recombination checkpoint signaling; reciprocal meiotic recombination
Cellular component (GO): nucleus; chromosome
Molecular function (GO): ATP hydrolysis activity; ATP binding
Source: RefSeq, a predicted model, not a curated record